GCUCGGUUAACGUAAACCCUGCUCCUGCCUCCCCGCCUUCCACCUCCCGUCGCUCAUGGAGUCCGUCGCGAUCGCCACCACCCUCCAGCUCCCCUUCUCCACCACCUCGCUCCGCCGCCGCCGCCGCGCCGCCUUCCUCCCCGUCGCCGCCUCCAGGCGCCACGACGACGAGGAGGAGGUGGCGAACGGCACCGGCUCGGGCUCCCGGCGCGAGCCCACAAGCCUCGCGCCGUACGGGCUCUCCAAGGACGCGGCCAUGGGACUGGUGCUCAGCGCCGCCACGGGGAGCGGCUGGACGACGGGAUCGGGGAUGGAAGGACCGCCAAAGGCCAGCAAGGCCAGUGGGGCAGAACGGCCGGAGGUGUCGACGCUCCCGUGGUCGCUCUUCACAAAGUCCCCGCGACGGCGGAUGCGGGUGGCCUUCACCUGCAACGUGUGCGGGCAGCGUACAACUAGGGCCAUCAAUCCUCAUGCCUACACCGAUGGAACUGUGUUUGUUCAGUGCUGCGGUUGCAAUGUAUUCCAUACGUUGGUUGACAACCUGAACCUAUUCCAUGAGAUGAAGUGCUACGUCGGUCCAGACUUCCGCUACGAAGGGGAUGCUCCAUUCAACUAUCUUGACAAUAACGAGGACAGCGACAAUAUCUUCCCAGCUCUCUAAGAAAGCCCUUAUGUCUCAGUACAUGAUGUUGUUCUAAUUUGCUCGUGUAGCUGUAUGUAAUAAGCAGAUUUACCUUCGUGAACUUCUGAAAUUAUACAGAUGUAUAUAAUUGUAUUUAGUGCACACCUCGUGGUGCAAACUUUAUAUAGGUAGGGGAUAAAUGGAAGACUUGCAAGUUUAUACUACA
Molecule: messenger RNA, 848 nt
Organism: Phragmites australis (common reed)
Lineage: Eukaryota; Viridiplantae; Streptophyta; Magnoliopsida; Poales; Poaceae
Exons: 4
Coding region: 56-661 (201 amino acids)
Biological process (GO): protein import into mitochondrial matrix; protein stabilization; protein folding
Cellular component (GO): mitochondrion
Molecular function (GO): zinc ion binding; protein-folding chaperone binding
Source: RefSeq, a predicted model, not a curated record